Messenger RNA from Komagataella phaffii GS115, 984 nucleotides. Its product is annotated as 5-phospho-ribosyl-1(alpha)-pyrophosphate synthetase, synthesizes PRPP. Bases 1 to 984 code for a protein of 327 amino acids. Gene Ontology annotation, molecular function: magnesium ion binding; ribose phosphate diphosphokinase activity. Gene Ontology annotation, biological process: 5-phosphoribose 1-diphosphate biosynthetic process; purine nucleotide biosynthetic process; ribonucleoside monophosphate biosynthetic process. The record is from RefSeq and is a predicted model, not a curated record. The transcript has a single exon. Gene Ontology annotation, cellular component: ribose phosphate diphosphokinase complex; cytoplasm. Lineage: Eukaryota; Fungi; Ascomycota; Pichiomycetes; Pichiales; Pichiaceae.
AUGACUGUUACAAAAAAGAAAAACAGCAUCAAACUUCUGUGCGGAAACUCUCAUCCAGACUUAGGUGAGCAGAUAGCGAGGAGGUUAGGGAUUGAAGUUAGCAAUGUCAAGGCAUAUCAAUACUCCAAUAUGGAAACAGCUGUUAGCAUUGGCGAAUCACUCAGAGACGAGGAUGUAUACAUCCUUCAAAGUGGAUGCGGAGAAACUGCAAUAAAUGAUUUCCUAAUGGAAUUAUUGAUCAUGAUCCAUGCGUGCAAGAGUGCCUCUGCUCGACGGAUUACUGCUGUAAUUCCUAGUUUUCCUUAUGCUCGUCAAGAUAGGAAAGAUAAGAGCCGUGCUCCAAUAACUGCAAAACUGAUAGCUAACCUUCUCACCACUGCUGGCUGCAACCACGUAAUCACGAUGGAUCUGCAUGCUUCGCAGAUUCAGGGGUUCUUCAAUAUUCCAGUAGAUAAUCUUUAUGCUGAACCCAGUGUCCUUCGUUAUAUUCGAGAAAGAAUAAUUGAUUGGAAAGAAGCUAUCAUCGUAAGUCCUGAUGCCGGAGGAGCUAAAAGAGCCGCUGCGUUAGCGGAUGAAUUAGAUCUCAACUUCGCGUUGAUACACAAAGAACGAGCAAGGGCUAAUGAAGUAUCUCGUAUGGUUUUGGUUGGAGACGUUACAGAUAAAGUUUGUAUUCUCGUUGAUGACAUAGCUGAUACUUGUAGUACAUUGGUGAAGGCCGCGGACACAUUGUUGAAUAGCGGAGCUCGCCGCGUGGUAUCAAUAGUGACACAUGGUAUCCUCAGCGACAGCGCUAUUGAGAGAAUAAACUCCGGAAUUUCUUUAGAUUCUCUAGCUUGUACUAACUCCAUGCCGCAGGUCUCCAACAGGAGGCAAAGCAGCAAGAUUGAUGUCAUUGAUAUUAGUGGCACUCUAGCCGAAGCCAUUCGAAGGCUCCACAAUGGUGAAAGCGUUAGCUAUUUGUUCAAGAAUGCGCCUUUAUAA